Trichomonas vaginalis G3 is the source of this 2055-nucleotide messenger RNA. RefSeq names its product ankyrin repeat and SOCS box-containing protein 4 family. Gene Ontology annotation, molecular function: protein binding. Bases 1 to 2055 code for a protein of 684 amino acids. The transcript has a single exon. Lineage: Eukaryota; Parabasalia; Trichomonadida; Trichomonadidae. The record is from RefSeq and is a predicted model, not a curated record.
AUGUCCGACCAAGACGUUCAUCCAAACAAAUACAGCGAAUUGCGAAGUACCUAUAACUACUAUAUCGAUAUGUACAAUGCGUUGUAUCAGUUGAGAAAGGAAAAAGAAGAAGAAUUAAACUCGAUUUACAAAUUUAUCAAAACAGAAAUGAUUGAUUCAAAUAAAUAUCAUCCCGAAGAUAUGAUAAAAGACAUUUUAAAUCUCAUUCCGUAUAAUAAUCGCUAUGCAAAGUCAUAUUUAUAUCUUGCCAAACUCAUAUCUGAUGAAUAUCAUGUCAAAGAGGUCAAAAAUCUCAUAUUUGUUUCAAACUUCCUGUUUUACAAAGAAUAUGGAAUUAAAUUAGACAAAUCUAAAUACUUCCAAAAAGAUGAUUUUAAUUAUCUCGAUAUUCAUACAGAGAAUACAAUAUACAGAGCAAUUAUGAAUAAUGACAAAGAAAGAUUCAUCGCAUUCACGGAAAGAGAUGGAUUUGAUAAAAAUCAAAAACUUAAAAGCAGAUUAUAUCCAUAUUCUGACGAAGGAUAUUCAUUGCUUGAAUUAUGUUGUUACCAUGGAGCAGUUGAUUGUUUCAAGUUUUUAAGAACGAAAUUCCGCUCAAAUAUAACUCAAAAAUGUCUCGAACUUUCAUUUUUAGGUGGAAAUCCAGAGAUAAUGAGUGAAUGUUUGAAAUAUCAAAAACCAAAUGAAAAAUGCAUGGAAUAUGCAAUUAUUUCACAUAACAUUGAUUUUGUUACAUUCUUGAAGAAUGAGUACAAUAUAUGGAUCAAUUUAAAAUACUGUGGAUAUUACAAUAAUCUUGAAGCAUUUUUAGUUUGUUUCGAUCAAACUAAUAAUUUUGGCCAAUGCUUUGUUUAUUCACCAAUGUUUAAUAUUCCAUCCCUUAUCGAAUACUUCCUUUCACAUGGUGCAAAUAUCAAUAAAACAAAUAAAAAUGGAGAAACAGCAAUUCAUAUUGCAGCACGGCAAAAUUGUAAAGAAACUGCUGAAGUUCUCAUUUCACAUGGUGCGAAUAUGAAUAUAAAAAAUAAUGGUGGAGAAACAGCAAUUCAUAUUGCAGCACGGCAAAAUUGUAAAGAAACUGCUGAAGUUCUCAUUUCACAUGGUGCGAAUAUCAAUAAAACAAAUAAAAAUGGAGAAACAGCACUUUAUAUUGCAGCAUGGCAAAAUUGUAAAAAAAUUGCCGAAGUUCUCAUUUCACAUGGUGCGAAUAUCAAUAAAACAAAUAAAAAUGGAGAAACAGCACUUUAUAUUCCAGCAUGGCAAAAUUGUAAAGAAAUUGCCGAAGUUCUCAUUUCACAUGGUGCGAAUAUCAAUAAAACAAAUAAAAAUGGAGAAACAGCAAUUCAUAUUGCAGCACGGCAAAAUUGUAAAGAAACUGCUGAAGUUCUCAUUUCACAUGGUGCGAAUAUGAAUAUAAAAAAUAAUGGUGGAGAAACAGCAAUUCAUAUUGCAGCACGGCAAAAUUGUAAAGAAACUGCUGAAGUUCUCAUUUCACAUGGUGCGAAUAUCAAUAAAACAAAUAAAAAUGGAGAAACAGCAAUUCAUAUUGCAGCACGGCAAAAUUGUAAAGAAACUGCUGAAGUUCUCAUUUCACAUGGUGCGAAUAUCAAUAAAACAAAUAAAAAUGGAGAAACAGCAAUUCAUAUUGCAGCACGGCAAAAUUGUAAAGAAAUUGCUGAAGUUCUCAUUUCACAUGGUGCGAAUAUCAAUAAAACAAAUAAAAAUGGAGAAACAGCAAUUCAUAUUGCAGCACGGCAAAAUUGUAAAGAAACUGCUGAAGUUCUCAUUUCACAUGGUGCGAAUAUGAAUAUAAAAAAUAAUGAUGGAGAAACCGCACUUCAUAUUGCAGUAUGGAAUAAUAGUAAAGAAACUGCCGAAGUUCUCAUUUCACAUGGUGCAAAUUUUAAUGAAAAAAUAGUGGUGGAGAAACCGCACUUCAUAUUGCAGCACGGAAUAAAAGAAAAGAAACUGCUGAAGUUCUCAUUUCACAUGGUGCGAAUAUUAAUGAAAAAAUACACUUGGAGAAACCGCACUUCAUAUUGCAACAUGGCAUAA